Actinia tenebrosa (Australian red waratah sea anemone) is the source of this 1986-nucleotide messenger RNA. RefSeq names its product tubulin gamma-1 chain. Lineage: Eukaryota; Metazoa; Cnidaria; Anthozoa; Actiniaria; Actiniidae. The record is from RefSeq and is a predicted model, not a curated record. Gene Ontology annotation, molecular function: GTP binding. Gene Ontology annotation, cellular component: microtubule; gamma-tubulin complex. Gene Ontology annotation, biological process: microtubule nucleation; cytoplasmic microtubule organization.
UUUACCGCCAUUUUCAAUAUUAUGCUUUAAAAUUUGAUCCAACUUUUUUCACCAUUUUGUAGGAUUCAUUCACGAAAAAUUGUUCAAUAUGCCUCGAGAAAUCAUAACACUACAGGUUGGGCAAUGUGGCAAUCAAAUUGGGAUGGAAUUUUGGAAGCAGCUUUGCGCAGAACAUGGGAUUCGACCAGACGGCAUCCUUGAAGAUUUUGCUACUGAUGGGACAGACAGGAAGGAUGUGUUCUUUUACCAGGCUGAUGAUGAGCAUUACAUCCCAAGGGCUGUGCUCCUUGACUUAGAACCAAGGGUUAUAGAUGCUAUCAUGUCGUCACSUUUCUCUAAUCUGUAUAAUCCUGAAAACAUUUACACAUCUCAACAUGGUGGUGGUGCUGGAAACAACUGGGCAAGUGGUUACUCACAGGCAGAGAAACUUCAUGAAGAAGUCUUUGACAUAAUGGACAGAGAAGCUGAUGGGAGUGAUAGCCUUGAGGGCUUUGUGAUGUGUCAUUCUAUUGCUGGUGGAACAGGAUCUGGUAUGGGAUCAUACCUACUUGAAAAGCUAAAUGACAGAUACCCUAAGAAGCUGAUUCAAACAUACUCUGUUUUUCCACAACAGGAAGAUAUCAGUGAUGUCGUCGUUCAACCAUAUAAUUCCAUCUUGACACUCAAGAGACUGACACAGAAUGCUGAUUGUGUGGUUGUUUUGGAUAAUACAGCUUUAAAUAGAAUAGCAGCUGAUAGACUUCACAUUCCCAAUCCCACCUUCUCUCAAGUCAAUCAGCUUGUGUCUACAAUAAUGGCCACCAGCACAACAACCCUAAGAUAUCCAGGUUACAUGAACAAUGAUUUGAUUGGUUUGAUUGCUUCACUGAUUCCAACACCCAGACUCCACUUUUUGAUGACGGGGUAUACACCUCUAACCACUGACCAGAAGGUUGCCAGCAUCAGAAAAACAACAGUUCUUGACGUGAUGCGCAGAUUACUCCAGCCCAAAAAUGUAAUGGUAUCCACCCUGAGGAACAGAAAACAUAAUCACUGCUAUAUCUCUAUCCUAAAUAUCAUUCAAGGAGAAGUAGAUCCUACACAGGUGCACAAAAGUCUGCAGCGAAUCAGAGAAAGAAAGCUUGCAGAGUUCAUACCUUGGGGACCUGCUAGCAUCCAGGUUGCAUUGUCCAGAAAGUCACCUUAUGUACAGACGGCACAUCGUGUCAGUGGUUUGAUGUUGGCCAAUCACACCAGCAUAUCAACUGUUUUUGAGAAAAACUGCAAACUCUAUGACAAGCUAAGGAAGAGGGAAGCUUUCUUGGAGAACUACAAAAAGGAACCCAUUUUUGCAGAGAAUCUUGAUGAACUUGAUGACUCGAGGGAAGUAGUACAACAGUUAAUUGAUGAGUACCAAGCAGCGUCAAGAGAAGAUUACAUCACUUGGGGGGCACAAAAACAACAAAAACAACAGGCUUCUGGAUCUGAAAUUUCUCCUGUCUAAAUUCCUUCUAUUCUUUGGUGUACAUUUAGUGAUGCUGUUGAAGUUUACCAGAACACACAGGAAGACCAAGCAGGUUUCCCAUGUCUGAAAUGCAUUGGAUGUUUUAUGAGGUUUUAUAAAGAUUUAGUGACACUGGUGGGUGGUGUCGACUCUUUCCAGAACACAGGAAGCCCAAGGGCCCUGUGUGUUACAGUUUGUAAAUAUUAAUAACUCCAAAAAUGCAGUUUAUAGCUUUGUUAAUUUAGAUUAUGUUAAUUUGGAUUAUGCUUGAGGAGUAAUUCAAAUCAUAGGGUAUCCCCAGCAAGCAGUAGUUUGCAGAGUGCUAGUAGAGUACAUAGUAUUAUUAAGGAUGGAUUCCAUAUGACCACAUAAAAAGAUUUUGAUCCAGUCAUGGCUAAAUCUUUGCUUGUCUAAUCAGAAUGCUUGGACCCAGCAUGCUUGUCCAAUCAGAAUGCUAGGACCCAGCAUGGUUGUCUAAUCAGAAUGCUAGGACCAAGCAUGGU